AUGCAUCACGCGAUUUUCGAUGGUUGGUCUAUCGAAUUGCUCAAAAAUCGUUUGCACAGGGCAUACGUUGGACAACCACUGGAGACAGACAACUUCCGAACGUUCAUUCAGUAUAUUAAGUCUCUCGAUUCGCAAUCAAUGGCCGAGUUCUGGAGGCAGUAUAUGGCCGGUGCAAAACAAACUAAUCUUCCAUUCACAAUUCCCUCGGGUUAUAUACCAAAGCCCACGAGCUACCAAAGACAGUCAAUAGACCUCACUGCCGCAGCGUCUAUGGGUGUCACCCCUUCAAACUUGCUUCAAGUGGCCUGGGCUAUUCUUUUAGCUAGAUGGAGUGAAGAAGAGGAGGCUGUAUUUGGGUCAACCUUGACUGGGCGAACAGUGGAUCUCCCUGGGGUCGAAGAUAUGGCUGGUCCUACUAUUACAACUUUGCCUAUCAGGAUGAGAUUGUGUGAUUACGAAGGCCAAAUGAGGAGCAGCCGCCGACUGAAGGAUCUUUUCGCUGACUUGCAGCAAUACCAUCUUAUGGUGAUUCCUCACCAACACUAUGGCCUUCAGAAUAUCCAGGGACUGAGUGAAGAGAUCCGCAAGGCGUGUAAUUUCUUCAGCUUACUUGUCAUCCAACCAGCUUCUUCGGCAGACAGUAGCGGGGUCUUUACCGGCCGCUUUGCGAGCCAGGGCCUACAGGGUGCGCACACGUACGGCCUCCUUCUCAGUUGUGACCUCACUGAGUUCGGGGUGAGUGUUCUCGCGAGCUAUGAUCCAAACGUUGUGAGUGACCAUCAUGUACGAUGGAUACUGCAGCAAUGGAGGCAUAUUGUUGAGCAAAUGUCACAUGGAAAAGACAUGAGAGUCGACGACCUAUACAUUGUUAGCCCUGAAGACGAAAAGAAUAUUCGCCAGUGGAAUUCCGGCAUUACAGAGCCCAUCAACAACUGCAUUCAUCACAUGAUUGGCAAGCACUUUGUUAAUCAGCCUGAUGCUCCUGCUAUCAACUCCUGGGAUGGGAGUUUUACGUACCGGCAUUUGAUGGAGCUCUCUGGACGCUUGGCCUGUGAACUUAUCCGGAGAGGUGUUGGCCCCGAAAAGAUUGUGCCAUUAGCAUUCGAAAAGUCUGCAUGGACCAUCAUUGCCAUGCUCGCAACGCUUCAAGCAGGUGGCGCAUUUGUCCUGCUGGAUAUGGCCCUACCUCGAGAGCGUCUACAGUUGAUCAUACGUAAAGUGGAUGCUGAGAUCGUUGUAGCCAGCUCUUCUACAGCCCCGAAAUGUCCUUUUGAGAACACGAUUAUCUUGAACGAGACAACGAUCAAUCAAAUGGCUUUUGACAAAGUCAUGCUUGAAAGCGUCUCCGUUGGACCCGAUAACGCGGCAUAUAUGAUGUUCACGUCGGGUAGCACGGGUGAGCCUAAAGGAUGCGUAUUACAGCACGGCUCCUUCUGUACUUGCGGAUGGGGACAGGGUCUUGCAUUCGGAAUGAGUCCCGCAACGCGUUCGCUGCAGUUCUCUUCUUACAGCUUUGCGGCAUGUAUAAUUGAAAUCAUGACAACUAUGUUGCAUGGUGGAUGCGUCUGUGUGCUCUCGGAAGAGGAACGAAUGAACAGUAUCGCGGAGGCCAUCCAAGCCAGAUCGGUAAACUGGGCCUUCCUAACUCCCUCUCUCCUCAGUGUCCUCGAUCCCGAUUCCGUUCCCUCGUUGAAGGGUCUGUCUAUGGGUGGUGAAGCUAUUCGUGCGACACAAAUUGUUGAAUGGGCGAAUCGCGUGGAUUUGCAGCAAGGAUAUGGCAAUGCAGAAUGUUGUGGCGUUGUCUCCACAGGCAGCCUAAAUGUGAACUCAAGCACGAAAGACAUCGGCAGACCAUAUACAGGACGGAUCUGGCUCGUCGAGCCGGAAAACGUGGAUAAAUUGUCGCCCGUUGGUUGUAUUGGAGAGAUCUUGAUUGAAGGAGGCGUUGUCGGCCGGGGUUACAUGAAGGAGCCCGCAAAGACUGCUGCUGCAUUCAUCUCUGCCCCGGCAUGGCGGUUGAAGUUCGGCUCGCUGCCGAAUGGGACGCGAUUUUACCGUACUGGAGAUCUAGGCUGUUACAGUACCUCUGAUGGCAUGCUUCAAUAUAUCGGUCGGAAGGACACGCAGAUCAAGUACCAUGGGCAACGCAUCGAACUUGGCGAAAUCGAAUACCACGUGAAGCGUGCUGUCCCAGACUUUGCAGAUCCUGUCGUUGAAUUGAUUAUUCCACGGCAUGGGGCGAAGGAAAAUGCUGUCCUAGCGGCGUUUUUUUCUCUGGGAGAACGCUUCGUGGGGCCAGAGGACUUGAGAGCACUGAGCCAGGAGAUGCAGGAGCUCAUGAACAAACUGGCUCAGACGGUCACAGACAUGAUGAAAGGAACUGUGCCAGAAUAUAUGAUCCCGACGGUUUUCAUUCCAUUAAAACAUUUCCCGAUGACACUUUCCGGCAAAACUUACAGAAAGGGGUUGCGUGAAAUCGGAGGCUCACUGUCUGUUCGGGAACUAAAGAGCAUCGUUGUCCUUACUGCUUCAGCGACCAAAUGGCUACACACGAAGGAAGAGGCAGCUCUCCAACAGUGCUUGGAGAUUGCAUUGGGCAUCGACAAAGAUACAGUAGGCCCAGAUGACGAUUUCUUUUCUCUGGGUGGCGACUCGCUGAGUGCCAUGCGUCUGGUCUCGGUCGUACGAAAACAAGGGCUGGCUUUGUCUGUCAAGGACAUUAUGGGUUCACCAAAGCUUGGGGAAAUGGCCAAGAAAUUGAAGGCAACCACUCUAGGGGACCUAUCAUCUCUGAAGGAAUUCUCACUUCUCAAUGCCGAUGUGAAUCGAGUGAAGUCUGACGUCGAGUCGAAAUUAACUGACGUCGAUAUCCGGACCGUGCAAGAUAUCUACCCAGCGUUGCCAUUUCAGUUUGAGCUUGUCUUUGCCUCUAGCAUUUAUCCAGGUAAGUACACGGCGCAAUUCGUGCUAACACCAUUGAAUGGCGAUAUCGAGAAGUUGAAGCUUGCUUGGGAGCAGACUUUAAGUCAAACUCCCACCCUUCGCACUCGUAUCGUACACUGUGACGACAUUGGAACGUUACAAGUGAUUUCAAACACACCAGUGGCCUGGGGCGCUGAGGAAUACCUGAGCAUAUACUUGGAGAAAGACAUCUCAAAGGGCAUGUCCUUUGGCGAGGCACUAUGUCGGUCAGCUGUUGCGAAAGACGAGACCACUAACCACAGGGUCUUGGUCUUAACUAUCCACCACGCUUUGUAUGAUGGAAUGAGCUUGCCGCUCAUUAUGAAUCGACUGAAUCAGAAUUUCUGGGGACACGAGAUCGAUCAUCCUCCCGGGUAUAACGAGUACGUCGGGCUUAUUCAGAAGCAGGAUCGAUCAGCUGCGGAGCGGUUUUGGAUUUCAUACCUCAGGGGAGCGAAGAUGACACCAUUUCCCAAUGUCAAGAAAGGGACAAAAAUCUGCGCUGAUUCUUUAAUGACCUACGAAAUGCCCUCCAGAAGCCCUUCAAUGGGUUGCGUUACGGUAGCCUCCACACUACGGGCUGCGUGGGCAGUGCUCCUGUCUCAUUAUUCCGGGGAAAGCGACGUUGUCUUCGGUAGUGUGCAAAGCGGCCGGAACGUUGAACUAUCUGGAGUCGACAAAGUAAUCGGGCCCAUGGCCACGGUUUUGCCGAUGAGGACAGUCAUCAUUGCAGAUGAAACAGUGAAAGACAUGCUUGUUGCCUUCCAACAACAGACCGUCGAAAUGAUUCCCUUUGAGACCAUGGGGCUCUCUCAGAUUAGUCGCCUUAGUGACAGUGCUUCUGCUGCGUGCGACUGUAAUACUUUAUUUAUUGUGCAUCCAGCAGAAAGCGAGCAUCAGCCGACGGCAUUCACUUCCAAAGAGAUGAGUACCGGCAGUGACAGAUUCUAUUUGAAGCCUUUGAAUGUUGAAUGUCGACUUUCCGACAAAGGUCUGAUCAAGGUCGAUGUUCACUUCGACUCAAAUAUCCUGGGCCGCCAACAGGUGCGAAAGAUGUUGACCCGCUUCGAAUUGAUAUUCCAGCAUCUAGUCGAUCCAAGCGAUGAGAUGCGUGUCCGCGACAUUCCUUCUGCCAGUCCUGAGGACAUUAUGCAGCUUGUGCAGUUAAACAAGGAAUACAGGCGCUUUGAUGAUGAGAUUAUCUCCAACAUCCCUCACGCUCUCUCAUCUUCGAAGCAUGGCCGCCUGUGGGUAACAAAUCGCUGGAAUCCACGACAACUGGUCGGUAUCGGUACGCCUGGGGAGCUCUGUGUUGAGCCCAUUGCAGAGGAACCAGGGUUAAGUACUUCCCCAAACCCUUUUUGGGAAACCAAUUCCCCUCCUCUCCAAGUCGGAAAAGUUCUGAGAACUGGUGUUCUCGCGGUCUACCGUGACGAUGGAUCUAUAUCUUGCGUUGGGCGGCUUCAGGACUCCGUUGUGGAAGAGGCUGCUGCCUCGACGUCUCAGAAAUCUGGAACAACAAACGGGGUGGUUGAGAAGCAAUCAAGGGAGAUUGAAGCUUCGCCCUCCAUGUUGACAGGCAAAGAGCUGGUUCUGGCGCGCCUAUGGGCUUCCGCGUUGAACAUCGAACUUGAGCAGAUUGGUCGAGACGACGAUUUCUUCCUCAUUGGAGGUGACUCACUUAAUGCAAUGCGUCUGACGGCUACCGCACGCAAAUCAGGGUACUCCCUACCAGUCCGUGACAUAUAUCGCAAUUCAACUCUUCGGGCUAUGGCAUUGCUGGCCACCCCUCUCUCUCCGCCGACAACGCAAGCAGGGACCCAGGGAAGCCCAGCCACUCCAAAGAAACUGGGGUCCGAUGCUCUUGGUCGAAUUGGUGUGAAGGAUUCUGAUGUAGAGGAGGUGCUCCCUUGUCUUUCUACGCAGGGGCUCAUGCUCUCCACGUCACUCCUGAACAGCAAAGGGUUACUGUACUACUACUGCCUAGACAUUCCAUCUUCAGUUGAUGUCACUCGAUUGAUGCUUGCAUGCACUAAAUUGGUACAGCGUCAUGAUAUUCUCCGCACUGUAUUCGUCAAGGAAGGUGCCAAUGUUCAGCAGGUUGUGCUGAAACCUUACGACAUCAAGUUCCAUAUUGAAGAUGUUACAACUAACGCCCAAGAGGCCAGCGCUAAGGCUAUUGCGCUCGAUAAAAGUACCUUCCAGGUGUGGGAUCAACCAAUUGUUCGUUUUAUGCUGCUUCGUAACCAGCAGCAGCAACAUAGCCGACUCGUCAUGCGCAUUUCACAUGCACAAUUCGAUGGCAGCAGCUUUCAUCUUUUGCUGCGUGAUCUACAGUUGGCGUACAACAAUGACGUUCUGCCCUCUACGUCCAGUUUCAGCACGUUUGUUCAUGCCGUCGAGGGCGUCGACAAAACAGCCUGUCGCGAUUACUGGAAGGGCGUACUCGACGGUGCUAAUGAGUCCCGCCUGAUUUUGCAUCCGCGCCCUUCGUAUAGUAACUCCAUGGACUCCAUCAUCUUCCGCAACAUGCCCCGCUUACAAUGGACGAGGAUUGGUUUCCCCUUUCCAUGCGUUCUCAAGUGUGCAUGGGGCAUUGUUCUAGGGGAGUUGGUCAACGAGUCAGAUGUCACUUUUGGCGAGGUCAUUGCGAAUCGGCGUGUCCCCAUGGAUAACGCCUGCGCGGUACUAGGUUCUUGUAUUAACAUGGUUCCCGUCCGCGUGAAGAUGGAUCAUGGCCAGAAGCCCCGUGAGAUCAUGACUGAAUUGAAGGAGCAAAGUUUUUCAAGACUUCCCUAUGAAUCUUCCCCGUUUGAUGUCAUGAUGGAGGGCUGCACUUCUUGGAGUCGCUGGCCCCGGUUCAGCUCGGUCGUCGUGUAUCAGGAUAUACCUAUGAAUGACUACUACUUGGAGAAGACGCCUAUCUUACUGGGCGACGAUGAAUGCGAGCUUACAUGGACGGAACCAACUUGGGAUAUGGCUGAUCUGGCGCUUAUCGGUAGACCGUAUAAGGAUCAAGUGCGGGUCGAACUUGGCUACUGCUCCAGAACCAUACCGACCAAUCUUGCAGUAUCCGUGCUUGAGCGGGUGGUGGCUUGUGUGACCACCCUCUACGACAGGUUAGACAGUCCAGUUACUACUGCGGAUACUGGCCUACCAUCCCCUUUCCCACUCAAGGCGCCACCUCCUCCAUCUGGCUAUGCUAAUUUGACGGGCAUGGCGGGCCCCCCUGAUCCAACGAUUGCCAACACAGUGCGCGGGGUUUGGGGUUCGGUUUUCCCCUCUUGUUUGAAACCGGGAAUGACGACGGAUGUGAGCAUGUUCGACUUGGGUGCGGAUAUUUUCACGGUCGAUCUGCUCAGAGACUUGUAUGAGAGCCAAGGGUUCAAGAUCUCUAUUGAAGAUCUCAUGGAACAUUCGACCAUGGACGGACAGAUUGCGCUUUUAUGUAUCCGGAAUUAGUCGAAUGGUCAGUUGAUGAGGGGGCAAUGGCAAAGCUAUCUUUUUGCUCCGAUUAUUGUCAUAUUACUGUUUAGUUUGAUAUCUGCACAGAGGAUAUUCUAGGCCAUAGAAAUUCAGUUACUGUUAUCCAAAUCCAAA
Messenger RNA from Monascus purpureus, 6561 nucleotides. Lineage: Eukaryota; Fungi; Ascomycota; Eurotiomycetes; Eurotiales; Aspergillaceae. The record is from the annotation of a GenBank genome assembly.